This is a messenger RNA of Hippocampus comes (tiger tail seahorse), 3853 nucleotides long. RefSeq names its product UDP-glucose 6-dehydrogenase (gene ugdh). The record is from RefSeq and is a predicted model, not a curated record. Bases 257 to 3472 code for a protein of 1071 amino acids. The transcript is spliced from 24 exons. Gene Ontology annotation, molecular function: UDP-glucose 6-dehydrogenase activity; NAD binding. Gene Ontology annotation, biological process: glycosaminoglycan biosynthetic process. Lineage: Eukaryota; Metazoa; Chordata; Actinopteri; Syngnathiformes; Syngnathidae. Gene Ontology annotation, cellular component: nucleus.
GCGUCUCCCUAGGUUACCGUCAACAAAAUAGUACCUCCACCCGAGCUUUACGUUUAAUGUAUCCAUCUGUUAUCCAAUCCGCUUCCUCUGAUCAAAUAGUCAUUUUAUAUUUGCAGAAACGACUAUAUGUAGAGUGAUAGUACAGUAGUGGUAAAGCAUAUGAGAACUCUGGGCGGUCCUUGUCGACUUGUUGCUGCUGGCAAAACGUAACGAGCAUGCUAAAUCCUAGCAAAGAAGCCUGAUUAUCGUUUCAGACAUGACGAAUCAAGCAUUCGACAUUCUUGCUUACUCGCAGAGUCCCAAAACAACAAAAAGAACAACGUUCCAGGAUGAACUUGAAGCUGCUCUCAACGUCAGAGCUAGAAAAACAACACUUUUGUAUUCAGGAGAUCUGGAUGAGGAUGGCGACGAUUUUUUGGGCAACCUCCUUAAAUCAAGAAGAAACAGGUCUGAUGCAUUCAAAGCCAGCAAGACUAAAAGCCAAAUCAACGACUUUGACUUCUCUGAUGAUGAUGAAAAACAAGGGACGAAAAAUAGGACUUCCUUCUUGAAAUCCCUGAAAAGACUUUCUGUGGAGGGAGAUCUGAUUGCACCACAGCAUGAACACGAGACUUUAAACAGUUGUCAGUUAUCCAGUGAAGGUGACAUAGGGCACAAAAAGAAUGCUGUCAAAUUGGCGAGCCAUUGUCCUCCACGAGACAACUCUAGUACAUCGCUGUUAUCCCAGUCAGAUGAUGUUCCUCUGGACUUGCCCUUUCCUUUCCACAGCAGUACAUCUCCAGCACCAAUUAGGCCUGAGAGUAGAGCAGACAUCAAUGGUAACACAGGUUGUGAAGAAAGCUUCCGGACUUCAUUAGACACUGACCUUAAAUGUGUGACAACUACUGGUAUUGAGCGGGAGACACCCAAACCCAAACCAAGACAAAGGACAUUGGGACUGAACAUCCACGUGACAGAGAAAACCGAAACGUCUCCACCAGCUCCCAUCACUGACAUCUCAACUCCUGAAAAGAUUACAACAAGGAGCUGCAGUCCCCAUUUGACAGAUGGACACUGUGCUGGGUCAUGCGCUUCAAAUAGCUUCACUUUAGGUGAUGCCAAAGAACAACAGAGGGAAGACUCCACAUCGGUGAAAGAGUCUAACCAAGAGUCAGGAGAACACUACGUUGCUCUAGUCACUCCAGUUCCAAACAAAUCUGAUAUCCGGGCACCGAGUUCUCAGUCUCAGAGACGCAACACUGUGCGCGCCAAAAAGGUUGAAUCAAAGUACCUGGGAUCCCUCAAAAUUCUGGAUUGUAAAAUUUCCCCAAAUUGUCAACCACAAGCUGUCGAUUCUCUAAGGGCCACUGUUUACCAGGAAUGGCUCAGAAAGAAAAAGGAAAAGUCCUCAGAGAACUUAAACAAAGAGAGGAUUCUGCAAGAACAAAACAAACAGAGAGAAGAAGAAAAAAAGAAAGGUGCUGCCAAUUCAUACGAGGCUUGGAAAGAAAAGAAAGAUGAGAUGCUCAAAGCAAAAACAAAGGAAGACAAACAUAGGUUGAGGGAAGAGCAAAAAGCGGUGGAAGAGGUACAGGAAAAAAGGAAAGCGGCUGAACAGGUGUUUCAUCAAUGGAAGCGUGAGCAUGAUGACGUACUGCGAGAAAAGUGUCGACAACAAAAAGCAACCGAGAAGAAGCUUGCACUGAAGAAACACGAGGAGGAGGAAGAAAGAAAGACAGCCAGCAAGUCUGCUUUUUCGGACUGGUGCGAAAAGAAGACAGAUGCCCUGUACAAAAAAGUCACGAUAAAACGCCAGGAAAACAAGAAUAAAGCUGAGGAGAAUCGAUAUAUCCAAGAGGAGAAGGAUAAAAUGGCUGUCGAGAUGUUUGAACAGUGGCUGGCAAAGAAGGAGAUCCAACAAAAGCGACAGAGAGAAGAAAAGCGACUCCAAGUGAUACUGCGAGACAGUCCGCCCCCACCAUGGAGCCCUCCCAAUAAAACGAUGUUCCAAAUAAAGAGGAUAUGUUGCAUUGGUGCUGGCUAUGUGGGAGGCCCAACAUGUAGUGUGAUUGCCCAAAUGUGUCCAGAGAUCACAGUGACUGUGGUUGAUAUCAACGACUCCCGAAUCAAAGCCUGGAACUCAGACACGCUUCCCAUAUACGAGCCUGGCCUGAAAGAUGUGGUUGAAUCAUGCCGAGGGAGGAACUUAUUUUUCUCCACAGACAUUGACUCAGCCAUCAGGGACGCUGACCUUGUUUUUAUCUCUGUAAACACCCCCACCAAGACCUACGGCAUGGGGAAGGGCCGUGCCGCAGACCUCAAGUUCAUUGAAGCCUGCGCUCGGAGGAUUGUGGAGGUGUCUGAUGGCUACAAGAUUGUCACAGAGAAGAGCACUGUCCCCGUGCGAGCUGCCGAGAGUAUUCGACGGAUCUUUGACGCCAACACCAAGCCCAGCCUCAACCUACAUGUGCUGUCCAACCCAGAGUUCCUUGCAGAGGGAACGGCAGUAAAGAAUCUGAAAGAGCCCGACCGUGUCCUGAUUGGAGGAGAUGAAACGGCGGAGGGUCAAAAGGCAGUCAAAGCGUUAUGUGCCGUGUAUGAAAACUGGGUGCCCAAGGCCAAAAUCAUCACCACCAACACGUGGUCGUCAGAGCUGUCCAAACUGGCAGCCAAUGCAUUCCUGGCACAGCGAAUCAGCAGCAUCAACAGUAUCAGCGCGCUGUGUGAGGCUACCGGGGCUGAUGUGGAGGAGGUCGCCACGGCCAUUGGCAUGGACCAGCGAAUUGGCAGCAAGUUUCUCAAAGCCAGCGUGGGUUUUGGUGGAAGCUGUUUCCAGAAGGAUGUGCUCAAUCUGGUGUAUCUGUGUGAGGCCCUCAACCUGCCAGAGGUGGCCUCCUACUGGCAACAGGUGAUAGAUAUGAAUGAGUACCAAAGGCGGCGGUUUGCCUGCAGGAUCAUCGACUGCCUCUUCAACACAGUGACAGGCAAAAAAAUUGCUCUGCUCGGUUUCUCUUUCAAAAAAGACACAGGUGACACAAGAGAAUCAUCCAGUAUUUACAUAUCCAAAUAUCUGAUGGACGAAGGGGCCAAACUAUUCAUCUACGACCCCAAAGUUCUUAAAGGGCAAAUCAUUCAGGACUUAUCUCAUCCCAGCAUCUCAGAAGACAAGCCAGAAAGAGUUUCAGAGCUAGUGACUGUGACCACUGACCCUUACGAGGCUUGCCAGAGCGCACAUGCUUUAGUCAUCUGUACCGAGUGGGACAUGUUUAAGGAGCUGGACUAUGAGAAGAUUUACAAAAAGAUGCUGAAGCCGGCCUUUAUAUUUGACGGUCGCAGAGUGUUGGACCACCUUCACGCACACCUCCAGGACAUCGGCUUCCAGAUCGAGACCAUCGGAAAAAAAGUAGUGGCAACACGGAUCCCCUAUACCCCUGCUGCUGUAUGUCCUCGCAUUGAGGCCAGCGAGCCUCCGGCCAAAAAAGCCAAAGUCUAAAACUGUUGGCACGCAACACAUUCCUCCCUCAACCUUUUAAUUGGACUCUGUCAAAUCCUGCCUUAUCUAAAGCAAGCCAUACCAGCCAUGUGACUUAUGACUCUGCCAUAAUAGGCUGACGAGUUCAAUCUUUAGGCUCAAAUUUUGACUUAUCAAGUUAUGGUUCAACCUGUCCAAACACACAAAUGGUUUAUUGAAUACACUAGUAUUAAUCACGCAGUUUUUCAUGUAGUUCAGCAUGUCUUGCCUUAGUGUAUGUACUUUUUACAGCCACAUUCCAAAUGUUUUUAAAACCUCUAUUUUUUAUAAAUCAUAAUGCUGUAUGUGGCCCCUGUAUCUGACUGAAAAGGCCAAUGCAAUAAAAUGUCAACAAGUCCUGAA